AAAGACCAGCAUGCCGAUAGUAUCACGGCUUCCUAGUGUUCGAUUUUACCCAACUGAUGCGGAGUUGAUCUACUUUCUGAGAAAGUUCUUAAAGGGUAACUCUUUUCCCAGUGAAUGCCCUAUUCGACUUGCAGAAAUCUAUGGAGACCGGCCACCCUGGGAGAUUUCUGAUCAUCCCGAAGAGAAAAUUGGUUACUUUAUUUCUCCUUUGAAGAAGCGGAAGGAAUCAGACAAAAGGUUUCGCCGAACUUGCGCCAACGGGACAUGGAAAGGCCAAACCAGUGGCGAUCCUAUCAAGAAUGGUAAGGGCACUGUGGUGGGAUUCAGAAAAAAUUUUGUUUAUCGAACUAGGGGUAGUAAACAAUCAAAGCAAGAUAAGAUUAAUUGGCUGAUGAGAGAAUAUUACGUGGGGGAUGAUUACUUCAGGGAAAACAAUAUUCCUAAGCAAGAUAUUGUUCUUUGCCGAAUCAAGAAGAAUAUUAUAACAGAGAGAAAUAUGAAGAAUGGGGUAACUAUAGAGGAACAAGAAGUUGCUCAAGUAAUAGCAGCUAUGUUGUGUGAACCUGACUACAACAGUACACAGUCAGCAACAAUUUGCCAACAACAUCAGGAUAAUUAUUUGAGAGGACUUAACAAAAAUAGCCAAAUUUUGACCACUUAUGAUACAGAUGAAGCUACAUUGGAGAAUCAUGGAGCCAUCACCAACAGAGAGUACAUGAUGACAGAAGAAGCAAAUACAACAGCCUGCGGGCAAGAAGAAGCAUAUGAUCAAUUAUCCUUCCCUGGAAUUCAGGAGCAAUAUUAUGCUGAAGCUGAUCUUAACGCAGAUAACAGUGACUUCUCAGAUCUUAACAUAGAUAACAGUGACUACUUGGAAGAACUAAUGAAUGGAAUAGACGACAUUGUUCCACAUGAUUGGUGGCACCAAUUCUACUAG
Nicotiana tabacum (common tobacco) is the source of this 937-nucleotide messenger RNA. Lineage: Eukaryota; Viridiplantae; Streptophyta; Magnoliopsida; Solanales; Solanaceae. The record is from RefSeq and is a predicted model, not a curated record.